UUAAAAGGAAGUUGGGGAUAGGGAGGAAGCUGAUCGGGGGUAGAUAACGUUAGGGACAGAGAAGAUUGCAAUUUUCGACGAGGGUGAGAGUGGGAAGGACCCCCAGAAAAAUGGCGCUACUAAAACAAGGGCAGCUGUACACACUCCCGGCUUUGGUUCUUUUUGUUAUUGUUUCUGUAACGCUACUCUCUCUCAACCCCUCCGCUGUGUGCGAGGCUAGGGCUGCGAUGAGGUCGACAGAUGAGGCUGAAUCCUACAAUAAAUACUACAAUUACGCCGAUCUAACUCGGCUCCUGAAGUCUUUGGCCCAAAAAUACCCUCAUAUUGCUAAUUUGUCCAGCGUGGGCCAGUCGGUACAGGGAAGGGAGUUAUGGGUGAUGAGAAUUACACAGAACGCCGCCGCGGAUGUCCCAGGGAAACCUAAAGUAAAAUACGUGGGGAACAUGCACGGGGACGAGACGGUGUCCCGACAGGUUUUGGUGUACCUGGUGGAGCACCUGCUGACCAGAUAUGGAGAGGAUCCGAGGGUAACGGAACUGGUCAACAACACCGAUAUAUACAUCAUGCCCAGCAUGAAUCCGGACGGCUUUGAGAAGUCAGUGGAAGGGGACUGUCGGGGCGAAAACGGAGGCCGGGAGAAUGCCAAAAACAUCGACUUAAACAGAAGUUUCCCCGACCAGUUUGACACUAUAAACGUCCGAAAUGAGGACAUUCCAGAAGUUGUGGCCGUCAUUAAAUGGAUCCUGGAAAACAAGUUCGUCCUGUCCGGGAACCUGCACGGCGGCACCGUUGUGGCCAGCUACCCCUUCGACGACUCCCCCUCUCACGACCCGGAGGGGCAUUACAGCCGCUCCUCCGAUGACGCGCUCUUCCGACACCUGGCGCUGACCUACGCACAACACAACCCCGUCAUGAGAACGGGGGACCCUAAAUGCCCGGACAGCCCUCAGGAGAGGUUCAAGGACGGCAUCACAAACGGGGCCGAGUGGUACGACGUGUCCGGAGGGAUGCAGGACUAUAACUACCUGAAGGGGAACUGCCUGGAGAUCACCAUGGAGCUGACGUGCUGUAAGCAUCCCCCAGUCGCACAGCUGCAGACGGAGUGGGACAAUAACCGCGAGUCCCUGCUGGCCUACAUGGAACAGGCGCACAUUGGCGUUCGUGGCUACGUCAAAGAAGCCAGGAACGGGACUGCGCUCUCUGACGUGAGGAUAGAGGUCACAGGCAUCAACCACAACGUGACCACGUGGAAGUUUGGGGACUAUUACCGCCUGCUGCUGCCGGGGACCUACAACAUCACAGCUAGUGCCCCCGGGUACCUGCCCUUGACUGUAGUUGGCGUGCAGGUGGUAGAGGGCAAGGCCACGGAGCUCAACUUCACCCUGGCUCCGGUGACAGAGGAAACCCCGCCCUCCACCACUGCCUCCACCCCUGCAGUUCCCACCACUCCCUCUGGGGGCAGCGGUGAGACCCCGGCCUCUAACGGGAGCACGGCCCACACGGUCCCGCCGGAGCAGCAGCCCCUGCAGCCCCAGGACUUCCGCCACCACCACUACUCUGACAUGGAGCUCUUCCUGCGGCGCUACAGCACCGACUACCCCGCCAUCGCCAAACUCUACUCCAUCGGCAAGUCCGUGGAGAACCGCGAGCUGUACGUCAUGGAGAUCUCCGACAACCCAGGCGUCGAAGAGAAAGGUGAACCCGAGUUCAAAUACAUCGGCAACAUGCACGGGAACGAGGUGGUCGGGAGGGAGGUGCUCCUCAACCUCAUCGAGUACCUGUGCCGUAACUAUGGAAGCGACCCUGAGGUCACGCAGCUUGUCAACAGCACCCGCAUCCACAUCAUGCCCUCCAUGAACCCGGACGGGUACGAGGUUGCGCAGGAAGGAGAUAUCAAGGGUUACGCCGGGCGCAACAACAGCAACAACUUCGACCUGAACCGGAACUUUCCGGACCAGUUCCUCUCCAUCCCGGACCCCAGGCAGCCCGAGACCAUCGCGGUGAUGAACUGGAUGAGCAAGCACCACUUCGUGCUGUCCGCCAACCUGCACGGAGGGUCUCUGGUGGUGAACUACCCCUAUGAUGACAACGCUCAGGGCGUGAAGGCCUACAGCCAGUCUCCCGAUGACGCCGUGUUUAAGAUGGUGUCACUGGCAUAUGCUCAGGGAAACCCACUGAUGAAAGCAGGCAAGCCGUGUGCAGAGAUUUACCCCUCCGAGUUCUUCCCUGAUGGCAUCACCAACGGGGCGGGCUGGUACAAUGUGCCAGGGGGCAUGCAGGACUGGAACUACCUCAACACCAACUGCUUUGAGGUGACCAUUGAGCUGGGCUGCAUCAAGUACCCCCUGGCCAAAGACCUUCCGAUGUAUUGGGAACAGAACCGCCACGCCCUGCUUCAGUUCAUCCACCAGGUGCACAGGGGAUUGAAAGGGACGGUGAUGGACAGCAAAGACGGGACGGGGAUCUCCAACGCCACCAUCACGGUGGCAGAGGUGGACCACCCCGUCACCACCGACAAGGCGGGUGACUACUGGCGCCUCCUGGUGCCGGGGACGUACCAGCUGACGGCGUCCGCGCGCGGGUACACCCCCGUCACGGUCUACGCCACGGUGCCUGAGGAGGGGGUGGAGGUGGUGGACUUCCGGCUGACCCGGGUGCGCAGCGAGGAGACGGGCCCCGCGGAGGAGGAGUUCCAGCGCUUCAUCAAGGAGCUGUCGUCCGAGCGUGGCCUGGACCGGCUGCUGCAGAGCACCGCCACGCAGAGCAGCUUCCGCUACCGGCCCUACAACGAGCUGUCCGAGUUCCUGCGCGGCCUCACCUACAACUUCCCCAAGAUCACGCGCCUGCACAAUCUGGGGCGGAGCUGGGAGUUCCGGAUCAUCUGGGCCCUGGAGAUCUCCAACAAGCCGGAGGAGGAGGAGCCCGCUGAGCCCAAGAUCCGAUUCGUGGGCGGUAUCCACGGCAACGCGCCUGUGGGGACGGAGCUGCUGCUGGAGUUUGCGGCGUUCCUGUGCAUCAAUUACGGCAAGAGUCCGGCGCUCACCAAGUUGAUUGACAACACAAGGAUCGUGAUCCUGCCCCUCGUAAACCCUGACGGGCGAGAGCUUGCCCAGGAGAAGCACUGCACUUCCACAGUGGGUCAGACAAAUGCCCACGGCAAGGACCUGGACACAGAUUUCUUUGGAAACGCAACACAGCACUACCUAGAGGUGCAGCCCGAGACCCAGGCAGUCAAGGGGCUAAUCCUGGAGAAAGGCUUUGCUCUCUCUGUGGCCCUGGAUGGCGGGUCUCUGCUGGCCACAUACCCGUAUAACAAGCCUGUUCAGCCAGUGGAGAAUGAAGACACGCUGAAGUACCUGGCUUCGGUUUAUGCCAACAACCAUCCCACAAUGCACUUGGGCCGUCCCGGGUGUCCAAACAGCCAAGUGGAGAACAUUCCGGGUGGAGUCCUUCGGGCAGCGGAGUGGCACAGUCAUAUGGGCAGUAUGAAGGAUUUCAGUGUGGAUUUUGGACACUGUCCUGAGAUCGCUGUCUACACCAGCUGCUGCCUGUUUCCAGCUGCGGACCAGCUCUCCCUGCUGUGGGCGGAGAACAGGAAGUCCUUGCUCAGCAUGCUGGUGGAGGCGCAUAAGGGUGUGAGGGGCCAGGUGAAGGAUAAGAGUGGGAAGCCGAUUGAGGGGGCCAUGAUCGUGCUGAAUGGCGGUGUGCGGGUUUUCUCCAAUGAAGGGGGGUAUUUCCACGCUCUGCUUGCCCCUGGGGCUCAUAACAUCGAGGCCCUAGCUGAGGGGUACCAGCAGCAGCGAAAAGAGGUGUUUGUGUCAUCAUACGAAGCUGCCAGCUCCAUUAUCAUCGAGUUCGACAUGGACGACCGCAUCUUCGGCCUGCCCCGGGAGUUUGUGGUGGCUACAGCAGCAGCCUCCAUGACAGCGCUGGUGGUCACCGCCUGCAUCAUCUGGUGCGUGUGCUCCGCCAAAUCCAACCGGCAGAAGGACGGCUUCCACCGGCUGCGGCAGCACCGCGACGACUACGAGGACGAGAUCCGCCUCACCUCCAUGGGCUCCAAGAAGUCCCUGCUGAGCCACGAAUUCCAGGACGAGAGCGAGAGCGAGGAGGACACGCUGUACGCCAACAAGCUCUGAGGCCCCGCCCACCACGCCAUCCACCCCCCUCCCCCUCCC
Megalops cyprinoides (Indo-Pacific tarpon) is the source of this 4178-nucleotide messenger RNA. It is a transcript of the gene cpda, whose product is annotated as carboxypeptidase D, a. Gene Ontology annotation, molecular function: metallocarboxypeptidase activity; zinc ion binding. NCBI's taxonomy places the organism in Eukaryota, Metazoa, Chordata, Actinopteri, Elopiformes, Megalopidae. The coding region runs from base 111 to 4139 and encodes 1342 amino acids. Gene Ontology annotation, biological process: proteolysis. The record is from RefSeq and is a predicted model, not a curated record. The transcript has 21 exons.